GAGUAAAGAGCCAAUUCCGUCGGAAAAGGAAUUGCCAACAGGCAGCCCGAAGCUGGCUACCAAGCGAUUACUUUGCAAAUUGCUUUCACGUUGGCGCUGACGUGACACGGCCAAAUCGUGUGGUCCCCACGGUGCCGUAGGUGCAGUGCGUGGUGUUGCGCUCCCAAACUUUCCCACUCCCGCCAAACUCAGCUCUUUCAACCCCCCACAACAGGUACCUCCUACCUCUGGCACAAUGAGAUCCUGAUCCGUCUGUCCUAGGUAUUUCACGUCCAUCGUUUUUUUGUUCUGCUCUCUCUCCCGCUUCUCCUAGCUCGCGCAAAACAAGAGAAGAUCCCAAGCGCCCCUGUCCUGCUGUGACCUAGGCUCCAAGCUCAGGUCGUGCUGAGAAACGGCUCCAUCCCUGAGACCUUGCUCGGUUGCUUGGCUCGAUAGUGACCCGCCUCCGCCGUCGCUGAGCGGGUCCCCCCUCCCACUUUCGAGCCCAAAGGCUCCAAACCCUCUGCGACACAAGCAACUCCAACAUCGCAUCGCAAACGACGACGCAACCCACUCCGAGCGAAGCAUCUCGAGGUGCCCGCAGCCAUGGAGCAGUGGCAGUCAUACACCGAGCCGACCAGCGCUGGUGGUUCACGACGAUACAACGGCUCCAGCCAGAUGUCGCCCAGAGAGUACUCCAGCAAUGGACAGCCUGCGGCGCAACCUCCAGCCGGCUUCAAGUAUGACCAGUACCAAGGCGGCUUAAACCCGCAACAACAACAACAGCAGCAGCAGCAGGUGCAGCAAGCAUCUUCAUCGUCUUCGCCCAUGACCAGUCCCCAGAUUCGCGACGGCAACGGAGACGUCGCCAUGCAGGAUGCCCAUGAUGGCUACUCCGGCGUCAAUUCCAGCGUCAAGUAUCCCCUGCGCCCCCAUCAUUCCCACCACCUCUCUGGUGGACGAGCCGCGAACUUGCAGCAAGAGCCCUCGACCGCUGCGCAACGAUACUCACCCAUGGAAGUCUUGUCUCCUACAUCACCGUACAAGUCAACUGGAGGUAGCCAGUAUGCGCAGCCCCAGCAACGACAGUCGCCGACCCGGUCGUCGGACUAUGCCCCGCAGAACCCGUACUAUAACAGUAGUCGCCAAACCGCCUCCCAGCUACCUCCUUUAAACCCCUACUCCUCCAUUCCAGACAACUACUCGCCGUCGAAUAACAUCUCGGCCAUGGACGGUUCUUACAUGGAUCCCAAGUCUCCCAAGCGUGCCCCCCAACAAGCCAUGCAAUUGCACGACAAGGGCCCGGUGCCCGAGUUUAGGAAGAUCCGAGGGCCAUCUGACCUGAAGCCCAAGAUCAGCGCGCAGCCGCCGUUCCGGAGAGCCAACCCUGAGGGAGGCUUCAUCAGUCCUCUCCAAGCUCUCACGGCGCACCUUCCAGCCACGUACCAGAUUUGCAAUCCCAGUUUCAAGUACUCUUCGGCACGGAAUCCCCGUCGUGUCCUGACGAAACCGAGCAAGGGUGUGAAGAACGAUGGGUUUGAUAACGAGGAUAGUGACUAUAUCCUCUAUGUCAACGAUAUCCUGGGCUCUGAGGAAGCCGGGCACAAGAACCGUUACUUGAUUUUGGAUGUUCUUGGCCAAGGUACUUUCGGCCAGGUUGUCAAGUGCCAAAACCUCAAGACCCAAGAGGUCGUGGCUGUCAAGGUGAUCAAGAACCGGACCGCCUACUUCAACCAAAGUAUGAUGGAGGUGUCUGUGCUUGACUUGCUCAACACCAAGCUCGACAAGAACGACGAUCAUCAUCUGCUCCGGCUCAAGGAUACAUUCAUUCACAGGCAGCAUCUGUGCUUGGUCUUCGAGCUGUUGAGCGUCAAUUUGUACGAGCUCAUUAAACAGAACCAGUUCCGUGGGUUGAGCACGACGCUGGUCCGAGUCUUUGCCCAGCAGCUGCUUAACGGGCUCACGCUGCUCAACAAGGCGCGGCUGAUUCAUUGCGAUCUCAAACCCGAAAACAUCCUGCUGAAAAACCUCGAGAGCCCGAUUAUCAAGAUUAUUGACUUUGGCUCCGCCUGCGACGAGCGUCAGACUGUGUACACGUACAUCCAGUCGCGUUUCUACCGAUCACCCGAAGUUCUACUAGGCUUACCAUAUUCGUCAGCAAUUGAUAUGUGGUCGUUGGGGUGCAUCGUGGUCGAGCUGUUCCUGGGUCUACCCUUGUUCCCAGGAUCCUCCGAGUACAACCAGGUUUCGCGGAUCGUUGAGAUGCUUGGAAAUCCACCAAACUGGAUGAUCGAGGUGGGCAAACAAGCUGGUGAUUUCUUCGAGAAGAGACAGGAUGAUUUUGGCAGGCGGACAUAUCACUUGAAGAGCAUGGAGCAGUAUUCCCGGGAGCACAACACCAAGGAGCAGCCCAGCAAGAAGUAUUUCCAGGCGAACACGCUGCCUGAGAUCAUCAAGUCGUAUCCAAUGCCCCGGAAGAACAUGAAGCAGUCGGAGAUUGAUAGAGAGAUGAAUAACCGCAUCGCGUUCAUCGACUUUGUCAGGGGCCUCUUGACGAUCAACCCACUGGAGAGAUGGUCGCCACAGCAAGCGAAACUGCACCCUUUCAUCACCCAACAAAAGUAUACCGGCCAGUUUGUGCCGCCAAUGAACCUCAAGUCCAGCGCUCUGAACAGAUCGCCUGCGCCAGGCACGACGCAGCAGAUUCAGGCCGAAGCUUUGAGCAAGCAGAGGGCACAGCAAGCGCAGGCUCAGGCUCAGGCCAGCUCGGCGGCGCAGGGAGCAUACGGGUCUAUGGGUGCACCGCAGUAUCAACAACCAGUGCAUCCACAGCAACCACCUUUGUACUCCAACAACACCAUGUAUUCUCCUAGCGGGUCACAUACCGGCGCGCCACCUGCAUAUGCCAGCCAACCGAGCGGGUACGGCCAGAUGGGCGUACAACAACCGCCUGCCCAAAUGCCGCCAGCAAACUAUGCUGCCGGCGGUAUUCCACAGGCCAAUAUGUAUUCGCAGCAAAACCGUCAGCAACAACAACCCAGACCGCGUGCCUCGACCAUGGAGCAGCAACAAAGCGGUAUUCCCGCUGCCAUUCAAAGGGUGGCCAGCCACCUCGACCCAAGCCAGCCGAUUCGAUUACAGCCAAGUCCUGCCUAUUAUCCACCACCUCCUGAUGGCUUGGUGGGCAUGGACCAGGGCGGGCCAUCGACCAGGACAGGCAGAAGAGGCAGUCGCGCCCAGCAGCCAGGACGCAACUUCAUCCGCAACCUGGAGGAGCGAACACUCGAGGAAGGGUUCAUGGGGAAUAACCAGAGCCCCUGGCACUGAUUUCACCAACCAGCCAAGCCACAUGUUGGAUAGAUGGGCGCAGCCAUGGACCUAUGCUGGGCAGGGGGGCGUUGGAGUUUGCUACAUGCAGCGGAUGGUUUUGACAUGCGGCUCCUUUGGACGCAUGUCGUGGGUCUGAUCUCUCAACAGCCAAACAUUGUUUCUGGAGCGCAAUGUUGAAAGAUUGUUACAAAUUAGCCAAAGGCAGGAUGCAUGGCCGAUCGACCGGAGUUGCAAAAGCCGAUAUUGACAGCAAGCGCCGGAUAUCAUGGCGUCUUAUUCGCCCCCCUCCCUUAUUGCAUUCAGAAGACCUUGUACGCCCACAUGGACAGCGUGAGGUAUACAGAACUACACUCUGUUGUUGACUACGAAACGCUGCGGCGACCCAGCCAUCAACGAUUACAACCAGGGAGAAACAUGGGAAUGAAUUACGAGGAGCAAGCGAGGAAGGAAGCGAAGAGGGAGGGAAUGGAUAAAGCAGAAGGAAUUUCAAGCAGGGACAGCGGCAGGGAAGGAAGGGGGCGGGGGCAAGAGAAAGAAAGAGAAGCAGGCAGCAGGCAUGAAACGCACUUUGGCUUUUCUGUUUCUUUUGCUUUUUUUUACACUUUUUGUACUUCCCUGUCCUUUUAUACCAUUAUGUUCACAGUCACAGUCACACACACAGAGAGCACAGCACAUUCUACCCGCUUUGAAAUUGACUUGCUUGCGCUUUUUUUGUCUGCUGAAGAUUUGUGUUGGUGCUGGUUGUUGAUGUGAGGAGAAGGGGGGUUGUGGGUAUUGAGGUAGCUUGGGGAUGUUUUGUGGUUGGGAGGUUGCUCUUGAAAUGGUUUCUUUACUUGAGUGUGGUGGCUCUAUGAUGUCUGGGAGGUUGUGGUCGUGGGAGGGAUGGGUUUUCUUGUCUUGUGUAAUUAGCCAACGUUUUUUUUCUUCUUGCGAAAUUACUUUUUUUUGAUGAAAUGAUGUGAUGUUUUGCGUGGUGAUAAGUCUAUAGGGGUUGGGUGGAAUGUAGGAUGAAAGAUGUCGGGGGUACGUGGUGAAUUAGUGAAGGGUUGGGGGGGGAUAAAGGGGGUGAGAGUGAGGUAAGGUGGGAAGUGAGUUUAUGAGAUCGAAUCUAGAUUUAUAUGUCCGAGUUGCUUUGUUUGCUGUUGCUUUUGAUAUAUCUUUUGUGUAGGAGAGAAUGUGUGUAUAUAACUUUGAGGAUGUAGGAAAAUAUUUGC
Podospora bellae-mahoneyi is the source of this 4523-nucleotide messenger RNA. RefSeq names its product dual specificity protein kinase yak1 (gene YAK1). The record is from RefSeq and is a predicted model, not a curated record. Gene Ontology annotation, molecular function: protein serine/threonine kinase activity; ATP binding; protein tyrosine kinase activity. Gene Ontology annotation, cellular component: cytoplasm; nucleus. The transcript has 6 exons. Lineage: Eukaryota; Fungi; Ascomycota; Sordariomycetes; Sordariales; Podosporaceae. Gene Ontology annotation, biological process: peptidyl-serine phosphorylation; peptidyl-threonine phosphorylation. Bases 586 to 3306 code for a protein of 906 amino acids.